Messenger RNA from Oreochromis aureus, 1548 nucleotides. RefSeq names its product tripartite motif-containing protein 35-like. Bases 1 to 1548 code for a protein of 515 amino acids. NCBI's taxonomy places the organism in Eukaryota, Metazoa, Chordata, Actinopteri, Cichliformes, Cichlidae. The transcript has a single exon. The record is from RefSeq and is a predicted model, not a curated record. Gene Ontology annotation, molecular function: protein binding; zinc ion binding.
AUGGAGGAGAAUUAUGGAAAACCCCCGAAUGUGAAGCGCAGUAUUUCUAUUUUACGGCCACCUGCGGUUUCGCUUCCAUUCCAGGGCAAACUGGCUGCACAAUCUGAGUCUGAAAAGGAACUCAUCUGUUCAAUCUGCCACGACAUCUUCAGAGACCCGGUCAUCCUCUCAUGCAGCCACAGCUUCUGCAAAGACUGUCUGAAUCUGUGGUGGAAGGAGAAGGACACCCAAACCUGCCCACUCUGCAUGAAGAUACCUUCAUCAACUGACCCACCAGUUAGUUUAGUGCUAAGGAACCUGUGUAAGACUGCUCUAGAGGAGAGAGCUGAGAGAGGAGAGACACCAAUAGCAGCAUCUGAGGCUCUCUGCAAUCUGCACGCUGAGAAACUCAAACUCUUCUGUUUGGACCACGAGGAGCCCGUGUGUCUCGUAUGUCGAGACUCAAAAACACACAACAACCACAGAUUCAGACCCAUUGAAGAAGCUGCACAGGACCAAAGAGAGAAGCUCCAGACAUUUCUCGAGCGUUUACAGGAUAAACUGAAGCUCUUUGAAUACGUGAAAGCAAAUAGUGACCUCACAGUAGAACACAACAUAAUGCAGUCUCGGCACAUAGAGAGCCAGAUUAGGGAGCAGUUUAAGAAGCUUCAUCACUUUCUGUUUGAGGAGGAAGAGGCAAGGAUCACUGCUCUGAAGACAGAAGAGGAGCAGAAGACUCGGAUGAUGCAGGAGAAGAUUGAGGCUUUGACCAAAAAGAUAGCAGCUCUUUCUGAGACCAUCAGUGCCACACAGGAGGAGCUGAGAGCUGAUGACUCUUUGUUUCUCUAUAACUACAAGGAUGCAGCAGAAAGAGUCCAACAGCGGCCCCUACUGGAGGAUCCACAGGUGGUCUCGGGAGCUCUGAUCGAUGUGGCCAAGCACCUGGGCAACCUGGCCUACAACAUCUGGAACAGAAUGAAGGAGACAGUCUCCUACACUCCUGUGAUUCUGGAUCCAAACACAGCUGAAGGACAUCUCUUCAUCUCCGAAGAUCUUACCAGUGUGAGACAAGGAAGCAAACAGAAGCUUCCUGAAAACCCAGAAAGGUUUGACAGCUAUUCGAUCAUCAUGGGCUCCGAGGGCUACGACGCAGGGAGUCACAGCUGGGACAUUGAGGUUAGAAAUGAUGGAGUCUGGUGUCUCGGUGUGCUACAGGAGUCAAUUAAGAGAAAGGGACAAUUAAAGACUGGAUUCUGGGAAUUAAGACACCACGAUGGGAAAUACACAGCAGUUGCUCCACCACUUCCACACAAAGUCCUCGCAGUGAAGACGCUCCAGAGGAUCAGAGUUCGCCUGCACUGCCACAAAAGGAAGCUCUCGUUCUUUGAUAUUGAUACCAACACACUCAUACACACCUUCAAAGUCACUAUCACUGAGAAGCUGUUUCCUUACAUGGAGACCAAGACUCUUCCACUGACCAUACUACCAGCAACCAUCUGUGUAACACUGGAAGAGCAGCCACGUUUAAAGGGAUCUAAAGAGUAUAUGGUCCAUAUCCAAUCUAGUUAA